ACGGGGAUUUAUAUUAUAUGGAGUCAAGUUAAACGCUCUGUUCUACCAGGGAUUGAAAUUAUGAAUUGUUACUAAUAAUGCACAGAGAAUUGGGUUUUAUUUUUUGGGACCGACAUCAACAGUCCACCUGACUGCGACAGAACGCAGAGUUAGCGCUCAUUAAACCGCCAGCUGAUGAGACACCUUUUCAGCACCGCGGACAGCUCCGUCCUGCACACGGAGCACAUGGCGACGGCUUUAAAAAAGAGAGACCGCAUCACUGCACCGCAGAUUCACCCGCACAGCCCGCGUCACAGCAUGGCGAGCAGACAGUUCUCCCGUCACGGAACCACUCGAGGUCUACAAUGCGGGCCGAAACGUCCGGGAUCCGGUGUCGUGCCCUCGGGCAGGAACUCGACCGCGACCGGCCCGACGCCCGGGAAGCGAGACGACAAAGAAUUGAUGCGCGGCUUGAACGACCGCCUGGCGGGAUUCAUCGAGAAGGUGCACCGCCUGGAGCACCAGAAUCACCUGCUGGAGAGAGAAAUUGGGGAGAUCAGAGGGAAAGCCAAGCCCGCCUCCAUGUUCGAGGAGGAGUACGGAGCGGAGGUCGGGAGAUUGAGACAGCUGGUUCGCGAUAUCACCCAUCAGAAGCACCGGAUCGAACUCGAGCACCGGCAUUUGGAGGAAGACGUGUUCACCUUGCGAGGACAACGUGAACGGGAGGCGCGCGGCCGAUCGGAGGCAGAGAGCGACAUUGUGGUCCUCAAGAGGGACAUCGACGACGCGUAUCGCGCGAAACUCCAGCUGGACAAGAAAGCGCAGGCUCUGGUGGAGGAAAUCCACUUCCUGAAGGAGAACCACGAGGCCGAGGUGUGCGAGAUGUUUGACCAAAUCCAGAAUGCGCAAGUGACCGUGAAGGAGCUGGAGUUGGGAGACCCUGGUGUCACUGCGGCACUGCGGGACCUCCGGGCACAGCUGGAAAGUCAAACCGUGUCCGGCGUCCAGCAGAUGGUAGAGUUUCAGUUUGCGAGAUUAACGGAAGCGGCUGAGAGCAAGAGAGCGGCGUUAAAAGCGACCCAGCGGGAGAUUCAGGAGAACAGGAGGAACCUGCAGGCCAAGGACGUGGAACUGGACUGCGCUAAAGGCACCCAGGAAGCGCUGGAGAAACAACUGCAUGACCUCGAGGACCGCCACGAGGAAGAAAUGAUUCAUUACCAGAACGCAAUCAAAGACCUUGAAAAUGAGCUCAUCAAUUGCAAAUUUGACAUGUCUGGUUACCUGCGGGAAUACCACGACCUGUUGAAUGUGAAGAUCGCUUUGGAUGUGGAAAUAAUGUCCUACAGGAAACUUCUCUGCGGUGAGGAGGCUCGGCUGUCGAUGAUGCCGGACACCCACGUGUCCCUUCCAUACAUCUAUCACCAGUCCCCCGUCUACACCCUGCCCUGCCUCAGCCGGCCGGGAGGCCCGCCCGGGCGGGCUGAGCCCCGGUACAAGUUCGUGGAGGAGAUCAUAACUGAGACCACCAGGGAAAUUGAGAUGUCAGAAUUUGAGGAGACCGGAUCAGAGGAUACAGAGGCGGAAAAAGAUCAGCAGGUGUGUAGCAAAAGAGAGAAAGGGGGCAGUGAGGAAGAGAACGAUAAUAAAGACAAUGGAGAGGAAGAAGGUGAGCAGGUGCCUGAUAGUGAGCAGAAUCAAGUAGCAUCAGGAGUGAAUUUAGUUUUAUUAAGUGAGAGCCUUGAUCACGAAGAAAAUGAGCCACAUCAAAGAGUAGCCGAGAACGCAGAAGCGAACGAAGCUGCAGUGACAAUGGUCACACCUGCGGAGGAUAAACCUUUGAAUGAAACCGAUUUAAAAAAAGCAGACUCAGAGAAAGAGGGUUUCAUCUCAGCUCAAAUGAACAAACCUGAUGACGAGACCUUUUCCAAAGUGUCUCAAGGACCAGACACAACUGCAGAGCGCGGCACUAUUCAAGUGCAAGAUGAGGUUCGUGCUUCAGAGACAGCGGAGAAAACGGCAGAUUUCACAGAAGAGACAGAGAGCACUCUGUCUGUAAAGACAGACCAGAUCUCAGAAAAAGCUCAAGUAUCCUCAAGUGCAACAUCCAAGAGGAAGGAAAAGGAAAGAAGUCAUGCAGACACAAAGGGAAUCAGUAAAUCUGACGCUGUGCAAACUGAGGAUACGGUAGCAAAAGGCGUUCAAGAGGGCAGCAAUAAGAAUCAAGACGAAGCGUCUUUUAAAUCCGAUGUGAAAAGUCUUCCUGAAGCGGCGGAUCAGAAGCCCGACGGCGGGAACGAGACAAGGGACCAGACAACAGACAAUUCAGAAAUCAUUGCGCUGCAUCUGGGUACAGCAAAGAGCAGCCAGGCUCAGGUAUCAGAGUUGUCUGAAGGUUCAGAGAGAAUAACAGAUUUGCAAGAGAAGAAUGAGAAGGUGGACAGUAGCCAGGCAGAGAAAAAGUGAGAGAAAAAGUUUAAAAAAAAAGGGAGGAUAUACAUUUCCACCGUGAGUCAGUUGGCAGGCAAUUAUCAGGGAUAGCAACGCUAAAAAUAGAGAAUGGCUUAACGACUGCUGAUUGCUAAUUCCAAGAAUGAACUGAGCCAAGCAAAGAAGCAGGCGGUCGUUUCUCUUGUGUGACCGUUAUAAAGAGGAGAGCAUGAUUCUUCUGAUGACAAACUGCUUUGCCUUUGGACAUUAAAUGCGAUGCAAUGGUUUUGACUCACCACUUAGAUUAUUGAAUCAUGAAUGUAAAAAUUGUUACUAGCAUUUGCUUUGGUAUGCGAGGAACAAUAAACUAUCAAUCCACAGAAUA
Messenger RNA from Gasterosteus aculeatus aculeatus (three-spined stickleback), 2791 nucleotides. RefSeq names its product neurofilament light polypeptide. Gene Ontology annotation, molecular function: structural constituent of cytoskeleton. Gene Ontology annotation, biological process: neurofilament bundle assembly. Lineage: Eukaryota; Metazoa; Chordata; Actinopteri; Perciformes; Gasterosteidae. The record is from RefSeq and is a predicted model, not a curated record. Gene Ontology annotation, cellular component: axon; cytoplasm; postsynaptic intermediate filament cytoskeleton.